UAGGCUUUCAAUGCAAAAUUAUGAAGAUGCUGCUGUGUUACGCCAAGUUAUUGGAAUAUCGAGAAUGCGAAGAGCCACGUAACAAGCUAUAGAAAUAAGUCAAGCACAGAAGUUCAACACAGCAAAGCGAAAGGAUGAAGCGAAUAAAAUAUACCGAAGACUAUUUAUUUCUUCUUGACUGGACUGACUGGUCUGCGCCGCCUGAUUUGUGUGAAAAGAAAUAUCUUUUGCACUCAUCAAUUUGUUUUUACGAGACAAGAAUACAGAUAUCGGUUUGAAUUACGCUUUUCUUCAAUUUCGCUGCUUAAGCGUUCGGAACAAGCUUGAUUGAUAUGGAUAUCGACGCUCUUUAAGUCCCGUAAAGACCGAAACGUGGCAUUUGCAACAUUCCGACGGGACACCUUCAAUUUCCCUCGGCCAACGUUUACGUAAGACACGUGACAAGACGGAGUUGCGCCGUUUGCAACGUGGAAACAAGAGCGGCACAGCCUACAAUGAGAAACUGCAUCAGAGUGCAGCAAUCAGAGAUCAGGAGAGAGAGAAGGUGGGAGACUGUCGGAGACCUUCUUGCAAGGAGACGAAAGAGAGACGCCGAAAGAGCUCGUCCUGUUAAUGGAAGGAGACGAGGAUAAGGUGAAAGGGAACUUAUACGAGAUUCGCAGAGGCGCGAAUCGAGGAGGAGCUGAUCGCAGUCGAACAACCAACGUCCCUAAAUCCGUGUAUACGAGUAGAAGUCAACUACUCGACGUAGUUCUCUUCAGGAAUCGGAAGUGUGUCGACGGUCUUUGAUUCGAGCGGCUCUGUCGGUUUUUCUUUUCUUCGUCGAUUUUAACAUGUCAAAAUGUUAAUUGAUUGAUUACGCGGGUGUGCCAAUGCUUGAGGGAGGAUAAAUGAGAAACGGAAACGUUUCCGCGAGUAUUAGACCGUCACUAUCUACUCCCUCCUUUCCUGGUGUAUACGCACGAGCGAGGAAGCUUAUGCUCAGGUAGUCACUCACGUGCACAUUGACUGUUCGUAUAUAUAAACCUGGCUAACUCCGAAGAAACUUGCCCAGUCGUGUGCGGUCUGUCACCAUUCCGCUACAAUAUCAUCGCCUUCGUCCCGUUACCUCGUUGUCGGCCCAUCAGUACAUCGGACAAGGGAACCUGACACAUCCCGCAGAAAACGAUCCCGGUUAUUCAUCAAUUAUCCUGUGCCAAUCUAUUCGAUUUACCUGAACACCGGAUGGAGAGAAGUCAUCAAUUUCCGGAUGAUGAUUACCGAUGAAUCCAUCCAUCAUCCGAAGAAGAAGAUCCAGAAAUAUCACCGUAGAGGAAAUAUUAACGACAUAAUUCUCAACGGUAUUUAAAAAUAUUAUGCACCAAAUGAGUUGUCGCCAAAAUCGAAAUUUUCUAUAAUAAAGGACUCUACGACUUUCCAUCGUCAUCGAGGAGAAAUCUAUCUGAUCGUCAUCUAGCAGCACAAAACACCGUGCGAUAUCUUUGAAUUAUCUCAUUUCCGACACGAGAAAUCGCGCAGAAUCGCGACAUCGAGAAUAAACAGUGGCGAGUCAUUAAUCGUCGUCAUCGUCGGGAAAGAUCAUCCGGUCAUUGUCAUUUUGCGUAAUUGUGACAUGUGCCGGAUGUCGGAAAUUUUAUUUGCUUGGAUUUUGCCGGAUAUCUCAUAAAUCGUACCUGGAGAUAUGUCUGCUGAUCGCUUUAUAUUCCGGAGAUAAAUCAUUUUAUCUGUAUUAUAAAUCUAAUUUUAUACAUAUAAUAAAAAAAGGAACCAAAAGAAGACGAAACCUUGACUAAGAACGUAUGGUUUCGAUACGUAGGCAAACAAUUUGCGUUUCACGAAAAGUGGGAAAGAGAGAAAGAGAUAGAAAGAAAAUAAAGGAAUUUAGAAAAACGAGAGAAAAUAAACAAUUGUAUUUAAAUUAAAUAUAGAAUUAAACGCAAGAACAUCGAAGCAUAACAAUGUAAAUUGGGAGCAUUUAAUGUUCUUCAACAUCGUCUUGAGAAAGAAAUUCAAAUCUUUGUGAUAUCGAGAGUAUUGUUCAACAUAUCUACGUCGUAACACACAAGAAAAAACCAUGGGUCGAAUAGAGAAAGAGGAAUCGGCUACUGAUAUGAAGGAGUUCAGCAGCAGCACAAAAAUAGCUCCGACCGUUAUUGGCGAAUACAAAGAAAAAGAUGAACUGUACGAUCCUUUCGAGCAUCGUGAUAAGCGGAAUGCGACCUCGGAUCUAGGCGCCGCGACGCAUCUCCUAAAAUCCUCUUUAGGAACGGGAAUCCUGGCCAUGCCCUACGCGAUAAUGAACGGAGGGCUGCUGUUCGGCGGAAUCGGCACGAUUAUAAUCGGCAUCAUUUGUGCCCAUUGUGUGCACAUAUUGGUGCGUACGUCCCACAUACUCUGCCGGCGCACCAAGACCCCGCAGAUGACAUAUGCCGAGACUGCGUACGCGGCCUUUUACUGCGGACCCAAAUCGAUCAGGCCCUUUGCGAACGCCAGCAAAAUAUUCGUGAAUUGUGCGCUAUGCGCGACGUACGUAGGCGGUACGUGUGUCUACGUCGUGUUCAUUGCCACGUCCCUUAAGCAGGUCACCGAUUUCCACACCGGGAAGGACAUAGAUGUACGCUUGUACAUCCUCUCGCUGAUCCCGGCAUUGAUCCUGCUCGGCCAGGUGCGCAAUCUGAAGUACUUGGUGCCGUUCUCGAUGCUGGCCAACAUCUUCAUGUUCAGCGGCUUCGCGAUCACGCUCUACUACAUCUUCAGCAACGUCCAGUCGAUCGAACACGUUAAGUUGUUCUCGUCGGUCGAGAAGCUGCCCCGUUUCUUCGCGACUGUGAUAUUCGCCAUCGAAGGUAUCGGCGUUGUGAUGCCUGUGGCGAACAACAUGAAGACGCCGCAGCACUUUCUGGGAUGUCCUAGCGUACUCAACGUCACGAUGACAUUAGUGGUGGCCCUGUACGCGGUGAUGGGAGUGUUUGGGUAUCUCACAUACGGCGAGUCAGCCAAGUCCAGCAUCACGUUAAACCUACCCACCGAUGAAAUUCUGGCUCAAGUGGUGAAGCUUCUCAUCGCCGCGGCUGUCCUCUUUACGUACGGAUUACAGUUCUUCGUACCCCUCGAGAUCAUAUGCAACUCCGUUAGGCACUUGUUCAGCCACAGAUUCGCGACCAUCGGUGAAACGUUAGUGAGGAUGGGAAUAGUUAUGCUAACAGUGGUCGUAGCGUUGCUGGUGCCGACGCUGGACCCGUUCAUCUCUCUAGUCGGCGCAAUUUUCUUCUCCAUCCUCGGCGUCAGCAUCCCAGCUAUCAUCGAAACGAUCUCGUGCUGGGAAAAUCAUUUAGGCAUCUUUCGAUGGCGUCUAUUUAAAAAUGGCUUUCUACUUAUAUUUUCGCUCUUAGCGUUAGGAUUUGGUUCAUGGACUUCAGCACAAGAUAUAAUAGAGUUUUAUAGUAAAGAAUAAUAAAAAAUAAAAAAUAAAUUUUAUUUAUAUAGGUA
Messenger RNA from Nylanderia fulva, 3489 nucleotides. Lineage: Eukaryota; Metazoa; Arthropoda; Insecta; Hymenoptera; Formicidae. The record is from RefSeq and is a predicted model, not a curated record.